UCGUACGACGUCAUCGAAACAUUUGCAUUAAUGUGUAGUGGUAGCCUUAAAGCAGGCUUAAUCAAACAUAAUUAAAUGUAAAUAUAAUUUCUUUGAAUUGUGAUAAUGUGAUCUGUCAGUAAUUAGUAUUAUUUGCUGCAAUACUAAAUGUAAAAAAAAUAUCCUUUGCGUUUUCAGUUGCUUUUCAUUAAACGUCCGUUUUGGCGAGUCUAUUUAAUAUCAGUGUUAUUAUGUGUUAAACAAAAUAGUGUACCUAUACCUUAAUGAUUACUUUUUUGUUAAUGACGUUUUGGUUUUUAAGUUAUUCAUAAGAGGGCGGUUGUAAUAAACAUAUUUUGUAGAAGACUAGCUAAUUUGAAGAAAAGUCGUUAGCGUUUACGUACAAAUUAUGGAGUCAGAACAUCAACCUAAACUUAGUCCAAUAAGAGCCUUUCAAGUCCUCCAUGCGAGUAAUAUGGAGCCAGAAGAUGCAUACACAAGUCUCUCAGAGUACCAUGAUUAUGAACCAAGGUUAGAAUUUGAUGAUUCAGAGCUGACACAAGCCAGUGGCUUAGCUCCUUUGCCACCCGAAUUACUUGACAUUUCUGACGAUCUUCUCAAGCGUUCAGCUAGCGACGGUACCAUUGAAGAGAAUUUUGAAGAGGAACUUGGCAAAGCCCCUGAAGUGUACGGCGAGAUUGCGAAUUCUUCUCUUGAUGAUGACACCUUCUCUGAACUUGCGGGGACAGGUUUGGUAGAGGUAGUGGGCGAUGAUGAGAUCGGUCGAAGAAUAAUUGUGGUAUCGGCUUGCCGUCUUCCGUCGUCUAAGGAUCUACAUCCAGACAAACUUCUAAGAUACCUCAUGUUUACUUUGGACAAAUAUGUAGAGCAGGAUUAUAGCGUCGUAUACUUUCACUACGGCCUAACCAGUAAGAACAAACCACCGCUCUCAUGGUUAUGGAAAGCUUAUAAAGCCUUUGAUAGGAAAUAUAAAAAGAAUCUCAAAGCACUUUAUUUAGUGCAUCCGACAAAUUUCAUACGAAUUGUCUGGCAAAUGCUUAGGCCCGCUAUAAGUGUAAAGUUUGGAAGGAAGAUUAUGUAUGUGAAUUAUCUACACGAACUGCAACAACAUUUGAAUUUGGACAAACUUUGUAUACCAAAGCCAGUGUUAGAGUACGAUAAAUUGUUGCUAGCUAAGAAUCCUAGGGCUGCAGAAAUGGCUAGGCAACUAGCUGAAAAGGUAGACGCGCCGCCCGAUGAGAGUGAUGCGAAGGCCGUCCAAAAGGAAAGUCUUUCUCCACCUCUGACUCAACAAUUUGGUGUGUCAUUGCAGUUUAUUAAAGAAAAUAAUACAAACAUGAUCGACUCCAUACCACCAGUUGUGAGGCAGUGCGUUGAAUUUCUUUCACAACCCGACGCCCUAGAAACCGAAGGUCUGUUUCGAAGAUCAGCAAACAUAUCAGUUAUAAAAGAACUGCAGAGAGCCUGCAACAAGGGCGAGCCAAUAUCUUUCAGGAACGAUCCCCACAACGCCGCAGUUCUACUGAAGACCUUUCUCCGCGAUUUGGAAGAACCACUGUUGACAUUCGACCUGCACGAAGAAAUACUGAAGUUUCAAACUUGGUCAAACCGUGAAAAACCUCGUCAAGUGAAAAUCCUCAUUCUGGAGAGGCUGCCCCUGGACAACUACAAGCUGCUUAAAUACAUCUUUCAAUUUUUAUGGAAGGUUCAAGAUAGGAGCUGCCUCAACAAAAUGACGAGCGGUAACCUAGCCGUGGUUUUUGGCCCGAAUCUUUCUUGGCCCCCUAAUGGUUUUAUGUCACUUCAAGCCAUUUCGCCAAUCAACGCUUUCACAGAUUUCCUCCUUGAAAACCAGAAAUCCAUAUUUAUAAUCUAGAUCCUCUGCCUGCUGCAGAUUAUCAAGUCAAUAAGGUCUGCGCGGUGAUUAUUAUACGGUUGGACCUACUUUAUUCGGCUUUAAUAUUGUUGAAUGCCAAAUACAAUUUAUACGUUUUAUAAAUUUUCACCUGAGAGUAGUGCAAAUUUUUAUAUUUAUGUAUUUUCCUAUCUCUUAAACAAAGGAAUAAAACAAAUUGUACCUACAAUAACGAAUAACCAAAGCUGACAUCGAUCGAUCGGCUAGGGGGAGGGCCGGCCCACACGAGCCUUCCCGUCUGGGCUAAUAAUUAAACAUUUAUGCACUCGCUCCCGUGCCUUUAUUCGUCUCGCUUGCAUAUUUUGCCUUUGAUUUAUCAAUUUUAAGGUAUAACGAAAAUGAACAGCGGUAUUUUAUACUACCUUAAACGUUUGUUAGACUAAAAAUUACUUUUUAUGCAUUUUAUUUUUAUGCGUAAAAUUUACAGAAAAAAACGUGACACAGUCAUUUUUUGAUUUAAAGGUAUUUUGAUAAAAUAUGUACGCAGGUGGAAUUAAUAAAUUAUCAAGAAAAUGCGUCUGAUACUUCAUAGGUACAUGAUUUUUUUUUCUAAUUGGAAGAUGAUUUUAAUCUUUUAAGUGUAACAUAAAUAUCAUGUCAAUUAUUUGAAUUAAAUCAAUUUUUAUUAUAUUUUAACAAACAAUGGAUAUUGUUUAAUCGCUGUAACCGACCUUUAAGUGUUACUUAACUACAUGUACUCACGUAUAGACAAUUAUUAUAAUACGUCUGUCUGUACUUGAGCAACGAAUAAAUAAAAUUUUAAAACUUAAAACAAUUUUAAAAUGAUUUAAAUUUUACAUCCGUUUUAAAUGUAUCACUAGAGGAAUAUAAUUAAAAGGGAAAAUGUAUGCUGUUCUCGUCAUCACACUCGUAGAUAGUGCGAGCGAGAUGAAUGAUUUAGUGUUUCGAAUAACUUUUUAAUAAAUUUGUGCCGUUUGUUUUAGCGAGCAUUCAUAUUAUUAGGAGUUUAAAUUUAUCAUUAAUCGACUAUACACGUUUUAUAAAAAAAACACGUAUCGAAUAACAUAAAGGAAAUACAUAUAUAAUCAUGUAGUCAAGUAAAUUUAGACCCCCUGUAGAUAAAUUUAAACAUUAAAUUAAAUCAAUCAGUGUACGAACGUUCUUUUUUCAAAGUUUGUAUUUCAUGUUAUUUAUAAAUAUAUCAUAAAUUAUGUGCCGUUGUUUCGGUGAGUCUUGAGGGUCUCAACUAUCAUUAUUAUCAUUACUAAUUUUGAUAUAUUACAGAUCUGUUUGUAACAAAAUAAAGGGAAGGCUUUAUUUUUAUUUUUUUAAUGUAUGUCAUACGAAAGCGAAGUUCACACAUCUUAUGAUAUCGGUAAAGCGUACAUUUCGCACAAGUUGAUGAGGUGAUGUUUGUAUUGUGUAGUUUUUUUACAUCAACAGGCAAUAUGAAAUUGUUAACUUUUGUUAUAGCAUGUUAUGUUUAGUGUUAAGUGUUUAACGAAUCUAUAUUGUAAUAUAACAUGUAUUUUGUCAUAUGAUGAGAUAUACCUUGUAUUCAUAUAAGUUUAUUCAAUAGAACCGGCCGUUAUCGAUUGACCGGAUUCAGCGUUUCAAUGUGAGCUCGCUGCCGGACGCAUCCUACGUUGUGGGACAUUUUGCAUGUACGAACUGAGUAAAUUAUUUACAUUAAAUGAAAUAUAGGAUUUUUGGAAAUGCCGUGUUAUGUAAUGUGGCCAUGGAACAUAUUAUUAAUAUUGAAUUUAUCUAGUACAGGUGAUAUGUGGUAAACUUUUUUACUGCCUACAUUUUAAAAUCGGAAGUCGACCAGUGAACUUUUGAGUUGAUAAUACCUGAUAACGAUUGCCAUACUUAAUUAUUAAACAAUCAUAGAUCAACGAAGUUUUUGAGCUAAAUGUUUACAUUAAUAUCGGAUGCACAUUUUAGUUUAUCUGAUUUUGGCAAAACAAUUUAUAUCGUUGCAUUAUUAUUAAAAUGUGUCUUGAACGAUGAUAUGUAAUAUUGUCGUAUAUUUACAAACUGACAAUUAAACUUUUGAUGUGUUUAUAUAAAUCAUAGUUUUUACAUUUAUUGCGAUUCAUGAUCACUUCAGAUGUUAAUGUAAAAAAUCAAGAUUAAAUACUGCUAUUUUGAGCAGCCUGAGGGCCAAUUCUACUAAGUUAUAACGAUUAAGAUGCGUUCCAUAUUGUAUUUCGAUUCAACUUUGAAUAUUCCUCACAAAAAUAAACCUCAGCUUUUUCGUAACUGAUGGCGAAUUACUAUUUAUUUAUAUCGGUUACGAUCACAUUCCCAUCCAACUUUGACUGAACCGCAAUAGGAGCGUUUUUUAGUGGACUAGGAAAGCGGCUGAACUGUAACGAUUACGUUUCGACUCGACUUCGAAAAAGUGGCAAGUUGUUCUUAGAAUUGGCGCCCUGGACGUUUAUUGGACAUUAAAUAUUUACAUGUUAUUAUAAGUAUGUAUAAUGAGUUUUCAUUUUUAUAAAGUAAAUUAGUUUGUCGACUUUAGAAGUAUAAAAUAUAUAAGUGAAAAAUAAAUAAAAAUGUAUACCAAAUACUCGGUUAGUCUGUCGUUAGAAACACAUAUAUAUAUAUUCUAUAGAGAAAAAAAUACCAUGUUUAUUGUAAACUAAUGUAGAUAUAAUUAUUUAGUUUUUUAAGCACUAAGUUAGUAACUAUUUAUCUCAUCUUUUUUAUAUGAUAAUGUGAUCUUAACUAAAUAUUAAUCUUAAUUUAAAAAGUCUGCAUUAAUAAUAUAUCCAAUAUUAUUAAGAAAUACAGUAGCGAGUUAUAAAACUUAGCAAGAGAUUAAUGUCCGAUCCAUUAUCCAUUGAAAACGAAAAUAAAUUAUAAUGACAUUGAGAAGUAGUUUCCUAUCCAACAUUAUUAUUAAAAUAUGAACGCUUACAAAAGGUUAUUACUAUUUCUGAUGUAAUACAUACAAAACUAACAAUUUCUAUGCCUCGCAAAUUGAAACGUAUUUUAUCAAUUCCGCCCAAUUCAAUGAACUACAUUUUGAGUCCAGUUUCAAUUAAUCCGUACCUAUAAUAUUUUGAAUAAUUUGAACUCGGAUUAUUAUAAAACAAAAAGCAGAUUGAGGCCGCGAACGGCGACACUAAAGUAGAAACUUACCAUAUCACACAGACAUUGUAAACAUGUGCGCGUAGGGCUGCAAGAGUAGUUAAAAAAUCUCACUUUUUUUUAUUAAAUUGUAUUAUCUCUACAUAACAUAAAACAAAUUUUCUCGCCGUUUUGUACGCUUAGAUCUAGCGACGGAUUUUAAUAUCUGAUGAAAACCAUCAAU
Molecule: messenger RNA, 5201 nt
Organism: Vanessa tameamea
Lineage: Eukaryota; Metazoa; Arthropoda; Insecta; Lepidoptera; Nymphalidae
Gene: RhoGAP68F
Product: rho GTPase-activating protein 1-like
Exons: 9
Coding region: 389-1876 (495 amino acids)
Biological process (GO): negative regulation of endocytic recycling; small GTPase-mediated signal transduction
Cellular component (GO): cytoplasm
Molecular function (GO): GTPase activator activity
Source: RefSeq, a predicted model, not a curated record